This is a messenger RNA of Arvicola amphibius (Eurasian water vole), 2028 nucleotides long. RefSeq names its product cleavage and polyadenylation specific factor 6 (gene Cpsf6). Gene Ontology annotation, molecular function: mRNA binding. NCBI's taxonomy places the organism in Eukaryota, Metazoa, Chordata, Mammalia, Rodentia, Cricetidae. The record is from RefSeq and is a predicted model, not a curated record. Gene Ontology annotation, biological process: mRNA alternative polyadenylation. Gene Ontology annotation, cellular component: mRNA cleavage and polyadenylation specificity factor complex.
AUGGGGGUGUCAGAAGGAGGGGGAGAGAAGGAAAAGAGAUGGAACAAAACCAGCAUGCUCACCCAGAGGAAAUGUGAGUUUGGUGAUGUCAGUGGGUUUGGUGAUGUCAGUGAGUUUGGUGAUGUCAGUGGGUUUGGUGAUGUCAGUGGGUUUGGUGAUGUCAGUGGGUUUGGUGAUAGUGAGUUUGGUGAUGUCAGUGAGUUUGAUGAUGUCAUUGACUUCAUGACUCAGCCCAAAGAUCAGCUUGGACAUUAUGCAGAGAAUUAUAUAAGAACUGUCUGUCCCCACAAGACCACAAUCUUCUCAGGCCUAAUACCUGAUGGCUGCACAAGCAAGACAGUUCUAGGUGGUGAGACAGGGGGCGGGGGUGGAGAAAUGGGAGGAGGGAGGGAAACUGCCUUUUCUACAUUGACACUUCAGAGCCAAGGAGGGCAGAAAUAUGGUGGACAUGAUCAGAUAGAUUUGUACGAUGAUGUCAUCUCUCCGUCUGCAAAUAAUGGCGAUGCCCCAGAAGACCGGGACUACAUGGAUACUCCACCGACUGUUGGUGAUGAUGUGGGGAAAGGAGCAGCACCAAACGUUGUCUAUACGUACACUGGAAAGAGAAUUGCAUUAUAUAUUGGAAAUCUACAUGGGUAGUGGACAACAGAUGAGGACUUAACUGAAGCAGUUCAUUCUUUGGGAGUAAAUGAUAUUUUGGAGAUAAAAUUUUUUGAGAAUCGGGCAAAUGGACAAUCAAAAGGAUUUGCCCUUGUUGGUGUUGGAUCUGAAGCAUCUUCCAAAAAGUUAAUGGAUCUGUUGCCUAAAAGAGAACUUCAUGGUCAGAAUCCUGUCGUGACUCCGUGCAAUAAGCAGUUCCUGAGUCAGUUUGAGAUGCAGUCCAGGAAAACUACACAAUCAGGAAAAUGUCUGGGGGAAGGUAAAGCUGGUCCUCCAGGAGGCAGUUCAAACGUGCAGGCAUUUCCACGUGGUAGAGGACGGGGCCGUUUUCCCGGGCUGAUUCCCGGUGGGGACAGAUUUCCUGGGCCAGCAGGACCAGGAGGGGCCCCUCCACCUUUCCCAGCCGGACAGACUCCACCACGUCCACCAUUGGGUCCUCCAGGCCCACCUGGUCCACCAGGUCCUCCACCUCCUGGUCAGGUCCUGCCACCUCCUCUGGCAGGACCUCCCAAUCGAGGAGACCGCCCUCCACCACCAGUUCUUUUUCCUGGACAACCUUUUGGGCAACCUCCGUUGGGUCCACUUCCUCCUGGGCCGCCGCCUCCAGUUCCAGGCUACGGCCCUCCUCCUGGCCCACCGCCUCCACAGCAGGGACCGCCUCCACCUCCAGGCCCCUUUCCACCUCGACCACCAGGUCCACUUGGGCCUCCCCUCACACUUGCUCCUCCUCCACACCUUCCGGGACCACCUCCAGGUGCCCCACCACCAGCUCCACAUGUGAAUCCUGCUUUUUUCCCUCCACCAACUAAUAGUGGCAUGCCAACGUCGGAUAGUCGUGGGCCACCGCCCACAGACCCCUAUGGCAGACCUCCACCCUACGAUAGGGGUGACUAUGGUCCUCCUGGGAGGGAAAUAGAUACUGCAAGAACUCCAUUGAGUGAAGCUGAGUUUGAAGAAAUCAUGAAUAGAAAUCGGGCCAUCUCAAGCAGUGCUAUUUCAAGAGCUGUGUCUGAUGCCAGUGCUGGUGAUUAGGGGAGUGCUAUUGAAACAUUGGUAACAGCAAUUUCUUUAUUAAACAGUCCAAAGUAUCUGCAAGAUGAUCGUUGCAAAGUUCUUAUUAGUUCUUUGCAAGAUUGCCUUCAUGGAAUUGAGUCCAAGUCCUAUGGCUCUGGAUCAAGAAGACGUGAACGAUCAAGAGAAAGGGACCAUAGUAGAUCGCGGGAAAAGAGUCGGCGUCAUAAAUCUCGGAGUAGAGAUCGUCAUGAUGAUUAUUACAGAGAGAGAAGCACAGAGAGGGAGAGACACAGGGAUCGGGAUAGGGACCGUGACCGGGAGCGUGACCGAGAGCGAGAAUACCGUCAUCGUUAG